AUGUCCCUCUCAAGGCGGCUUGCUCAAGCCAUAUUAUCUUCUCGAAAAUCGUUCUCACUGCCUCAUAGAACGUUGGGUGUCUUGUCCCAUCAGUCCUUGCCACACGCACGCUCCUUUGCGAUCACGCCACGAAGACAGGCAUCCGAAAAUACCGAACUAGAGGAGCUAUAUAACAAAUUAAGUCAAACUACCGUCUAUAAGAAGCUUUUAGCAUCACCAGAAGCAAUCGAUGCCCUCCAGAGUUUUGCGCAAGCGAUGAAAGGUCUAGGGAUUGACUUGACGAAACCUCCCUCUCCGAUGCAAAUGCUGAAGCUAUCGAUGAACAAGGAGGUUCGUGAAGCAGGAAUGCGUAUGAACACAGAGUUUGCAAAAGCUGGGAUAGAUCUGUCGGACAAGAACGUCCUAGAAGAGGUUAUGUCGGCCAUGAAGAGAUAA
Marasmius oreades (fairy-ring Marasmius) is the source of this 435-nucleotide messenger RNA. RefSeq lists its product as uncharacterized. The transcript is spliced from 3 exons. NCBI's taxonomy places the organism in Eukaryota, Fungi, Basidiomycota, Agaricomycetes, Agaricales, Marasmiaceae. Bases 1 to 435 code for a protein of 144 amino acids. The record is from RefSeq and is a predicted model, not a curated record.